AUGUUCACGACAUACGACUAACCAAAAUGAGGUUAGAUUAGCAGCUAUUACAGUCAUGCCGAGAUGGCUUUCGAGAAAUUCAGCCUGCUAUGAAGGUAUCUGUUAUAAAGCGGGUGGCCGCUUGACUGCAAUUGGCCCGGUGCUGUCUCGAAGGACAUCAGGUACUGCUGUAAUUCCGGGAUCAGAGAACUCCACGCAUCAUGCGACUACGUCGAGUGAACGGUUACAAUUUAGCAGUCCUAGGCCGUACACAUCGUCCGUGUCGAACAGGCUACGGCGCCUAGCACUGAGUGUGCGGAGAAAGGAUGAGGAUGCGUUCAAGUAUGUACUCGGUCGCAUCGCGAAGCACUGGACUCUGGAAAUGAGCAAACUGCUGAGGCGGCAUAAUCCCUUCUUGCCGGUUCCCGGAUGCGCACCCACUACACCAACCUUGGAUAUCUCCACCAGUGACCUUGGCAUCCAUAACCAUAUAGCAGCAUCUCGUAACCAUAGCAAGCAUGUUAGCAAAGUACGGUCUGUACAUAGUGCCGCGGACAACCACGACCCAUCGAACUGGCAGAAUGGCGACAGGCGUCCGGAUUGGCAAAACGCCUAUACCCAGUCAAUACAGGGUGUAUCACCACUGCAGCAAGCCAUUGAUAUAGCAGCAGAGCUAGCCAGCGGCAAGUAUUCAAUGGAUGAUGUCGCUGCGGCAGAGGCCAUCACAGAUGCUCUGACCCAGUGUUCCGCGCAGCAGCUCCUGACUUUAAAAGAGGGACCGGAGGCCGAAACUUGGAACACGAGUGUUUCUGCAAUUUGCAAGAAAUUCCAGAAUCUGGCGAGCAGCAAGGUGGACAUAGCUGUCACUCUACCAAUCAUGUGUGCUCUGUCCAGACUGUAUAGCCUCAUACCAUGGUGUGAGAAUGUUCAGGACACAUGUAACAAAGUUUUCCUAUUUGUGGAGACGCGUAUGGACAUGCUGAACUGCAAUCAGAUGUGCAGCUUGGCGCACGCCCUGGCGAAUGCGCAGAUUCGCAAAGCAUCCGCAACAACACGUGUACUGGGCAGAGUUGACCAGUUCGCCUCGUCAAUGCUGCCAGCCGACAUAGUCAACACAUCUAUGGCACUUCUAUCUCUAAUGUCCCUUGACGACCAUGCAAACCUGCUGAAACUUGGCUCUGUUCUCUCGUUUGUACUGCCGUUGGACUCUGCAGUGACUGGUUCGGGUCUCCACACACUGACAGAGCUUUUGCAUCAGCUUUGGCCCGUCAGAGAGACCGUGUCUUGUUACACGGAACUGGCAGCAGGGUUGGUACCUGUGCUUGCGAAUCGCAUAUCAAUGGCCAUUCCGGAGCCGUGGGUGUUUUCCUGCUUGCAGAACUUCCUGCGCGUGUUGCCAUGUAUUCCGAAUGAAGCUGCCAGCCUCCGGUCAUCAUUGCACUACUUCCUGUCGUUGUGCGCGCCAUCGCUCUCCGCAGAGAAGAUUCUCCUGUCUGCAAAGAUCCUCUCUCAGGAUGAUAGACUGUCGCCGCCUUAUCUGCACCCAAACUUCUACACAAGUGUAGUGCGGUGCAUAGUCGAGGACAUUGCCUAUCUCUCCAAUACUCAGCUGAUAGACCUUCUGCAGUGCUUGAAAGUUUUCAAGAUGCUGCACUACAACGUUGCUGCAUUUGUGGCGCAAUCAACAUUUCCUCGCGCCGCUUCCCUGAGUGCUGAUGAGUUCUGCCAGUUGCUCAGCGUUCUGGAAUACCCGGGGAUGUCCAGCGGCUUGAAAGCAUUGGAAGCGGCACUGGGGUCUCAAGAGAAGAAAACGUUGCUCUCUGCCUGCUUACCAACACUGAAACUAAACUUUAGACCAGCACUUUCUGCAUUCCUUAUGCCAGAGUGCAGGAGGAGGUUCCAUGAGCUAUCAGAUGCCGAGAUCAGCUCCAUGAUGUGCGCCCUGGCCCACAAUAAUGUACCUCUUGACAUUCUGUAUCCAUAUCUAGAUCGUGUUCAGGCCACUACGGACUGGAAUCAACGUCUCAGUAUUCUCUACAUUGUGUCGGAAUCAUCGCACGGCAGAACGCCAGACAGAGCCUUCCAGAACAUUGUCACUCAAGCCUGUCAUGCUGUGCUGGAUGGUCUUGAGCAGAACGUUGAAGCCGACAAG
Molecule: messenger RNA, 2131 nt
Organism: Sycon ciliatum
Lineage: Eukaryota; Metazoa; Porifera; Calcarea; Leucosolenida; Sycettidae
Source: RefSeq, a predicted model, not a curated record